This is a messenger RNA of Arachis stenosperma, 1715 nucleotides long. Its product is annotated as triacylglycerol lipase OBL1-like. The transcript is spliced from 5 exons. NCBI's taxonomy places the organism in Eukaryota, Viridiplantae, Streptophyta, Magnoliopsida, Fabales, Fabaceae. The record is from RefSeq and is a predicted model, not a curated record. Gene Ontology annotation, molecular function: triacylglycerol lipase activity. Gene Ontology annotation, biological process: lipid metabolic process. The coding region runs from base 151 to 1578 and encodes 475 amino acids.
UUUAACGUCUAAAUUACUGUAUUCACGGGAUGAUAUCUUUCUCUCUAAUAAGCCUUUUUAACGAAAAAUAGUGAUUAUAAAAAGAGAAUUUGUGAAGACAGAAGCGCAAAACUGCUCUAAUUUGCUUCUCUUUGUAGUAUUAGGGUAGGGAUGGCGUCGAAUUGCAACAAGAGCUUCGCGAAUAGUUACUUGCUGCUGAUGCCAGAAGAGGCGAGUUUGUUGGACUUGGUUCGGAUCCUGUUUUCCCAGAACAUAGGUCACCGGAAGUGUUUGGAGAGCCACUCGGGGGAGAAGACAGUGGAAAGAAGCUUCAAGCGUCGAUUUCUGAUAGUUGCGUCCAUCCUGCUUCAGAAGUUGUUGAUGGCUGUAUCCAAGCCACUUGCAUUCUUAGGCUCUUUUAUUGAGAUGUUCAUCAACACCCUUAACCUCAACGGUGGCCUCUUCUCCACUCUACUCCACCUUCUUACUGGUAAGUUGGUCGUCCCGGAUCGGAAAUCAUCCAAGUUUUUGUCUUUUAUUGGAAAUUUGGAUUAUCGCAUGAGAUUGGGUACUAUGAAGCGUGAAGAUUGCAGGUAUUAUGUUUACUUAGCCAUGAUGGCUUCAAAAGCAUCUUACGAGAAUGAAGCUUUCCUUGAAGAUAUUGUCACAAAUAAAUGGGAGAUGGAAUAUGUGGGAUUUUAUAACUGCUGGAAUGAUUAUCAAGGAAAGAGUACAACCCAAGUGUUGAUAUUUUUGGAGAAACACGAAGAUGGUGACACGUAUGUGGUGUCAUUUAGAGGAACAGAACCAUUUGAUGCAGACGCAUGGAGCACAGACGUGGACCUAUCAUGGUAUGGGAUUCCUGGUGUUGGAAAAAUGCAUGCUGGCUUUAUGAAAGCCUUAGGGUUGCAAAAGAAUGUUGGAUGGCCAAAGGAGAUUGGAGACGAAGAAGAAAGUGUUGAUGAUCAUCCCCCCUUUGCAUAUUACCUUAUUAGGGACAUAUUGAGAAAAGUUUUGAGUGAAAAUGAGAAAACCAAGUAUAUUGUGACGGGACAUAGUUUGGGUGGAGCACUUGCAAUACUUUUUCCUACCAUAUUGUUUAUGCAUGAUGAGAAGUUGUUAAUAGAGAGGUUGGAAGGGAUCUACACUUUUGGGCAACCGAGAGUUGGAGAUGAAGCUUAUGCAAAUUACAUGAAAGCAAAAUUCAAAGAGAAUUCAAUUAGGUAUUGCAGGUUUGUGUAUUGCAAUGACAUAGUUCCAAGGUUGCCCUGGGAUGAUAACAAUCUCAUGUUCUUCAAGCACUUUGGGGUAUGCCUUUACUUCAAUAGGGGUUAUGAGCUUCAGAUUGUUGAAGAAGAACCAAAUAAAAACUACUUCUCGCCAUGGUACAUAAUACCCAUGAUAUUUAAUGCCAUGUUGGAAAUAAUAAGGAGCUUUACAAUUGCAUACAAACAUGGGCCUCGCUAUAGAGAAGGAUGGUUGUGCUUCUUCUUCAGGUUGAUUGGCAUCUUGAUUCCUGGAGUACCUGCUCACUGUCCUCAGGAUUAUAUUAAUUCCACUCUUCUUGGAUCAAUUGAAAAACACUUCAAAGCAGAUUGAUCCGUGUGUUAUUCUGUAUUCUGUAGUUUAAACUUUAAAUUAAAGCAUACAUGUACGUUUAGUGUAUCGAAUUAAUAUAAUGAUUUCACAAUAAGCCGCACUAAAGUGGUACAUAAAAACAUUUAAUUUAUUUGUAA